AUGGAACGGCAGACAAUGUCGAAGAUGGCGGGGGCGACGACAGACGGUGAAGGUGUCGCUGAAUCAUAUGACAUCAAAAGGUUAGAAGCGGAGACAAAACUGGAGGAAAUGCGUAGAACUGAUGAGAGACUGAGGGAAGCGAGUCUUCGAGAUCAUGAAUUUCGGUUGAAGGAACUUGAACUGCGUGCUCAACAAACACGGGAAACCCCUUCUAACACUGCACUUCGAGCCAUAGAAUGGAGUAACUUUUUCGCCAAAUCGUUGAAACAUUUGUUGGGGCCAUGUCCAACCGACAUCAGAGAUGUACCAGCAUAUUUUGUCCGAAUAGAAAAGAUUUUCAAUAACCAUGAUGUGGAUUGGGACAUUAGGGCGAAUUUAUUAAUGAUGAAUUUAAAUGAUGGAAUGAAGUCCUGGCUUGAUAACCUCAGUGGAGAAGACAUGCGAGAUUAUGCGAAGGUAAAACAACAUUUACUUCGAGAAUAUCGUAUUAACCCCGUUCGUUUGCGAGAUGAAUUUUUCACAAUGCGAAGACAGAAGGAGGAGUCGUUUGUUAUGUUCGCUCAUCGACUGCACAACACGCUUCAGUUUUACUUCCAAAGUCGUGAAGUUGAUUCAUUUCAAAGUGUGGUAAAUUUGAUUUGCGCCGACCGCCUGAAGGAACUUCUUACGAAAAACGUGUUAGAAUUCGUGUUAAGAAAUGGACGACUGGAUGGGUUAUAA
Molecule: messenger RNA, 720 nt
Organism: Helobdella robusta
Lineage: Eukaryota; Metazoa; Annelida; Clitellata; Rhynchobdellida; Glossiphoniidae
Exons: 1
Coding region: 1-720 (239 amino acids)
Source: RefSeq, a predicted model, not a curated record